UUGCACAGACGUUUCUCAGGCAGGAUGUCUCUUCCAGUUUGCUUUGCUUGCUGGGUCGCUUUCCGUACGCUCCGUUCCUUGGUCAUUAUGGACACGAGUGCUGUUCUAUCCCCACCUUCCACCUGUUUUGGAAUGGACUGCACUGCAUUGUCCUGAUGCAUUUAACUGGAAAAGGUUUCUUUGCACAUGCAGUAGGGCACGGAUUUAUUGUGUGCAGGUAAAAAUAGGGCUUCUAUACAAAGGCAAACUCUUCAAUUUUCACAAUACUAAUAUAUUUUCCGUUGGUAUGGGGUGCAUAUAUUAGAUCUUGCAUUGUUUAAUAUUUAGAAACAAGAAAAAUCUUGGUCGAAAAAGUCCUUAGAACCGAAGGUGUUUCAAUGAAAAUGUUCCCUAUAGCACUCGAACAUCAGAAUGAGGAUGAGCUUCCAGAGACUUACGUCUGGCAUUUCAUCAGACCACCAAAGCACGACAGUGCACGUAGUGUGACAAUUCAAGAGUCAGAGCAACGUGUGCAGAAUAAUAACCUAACGUUUUCCCUUCCACAUACCUGCACUAUAAAACGCAUGACCACUCUCGAUCGAAGUCCACGAAUAAGCGUUUGAAUCAAAGGGAUUCUUCCAUGAGUGAGGAAGAGAUGCUGAACUCAAGUUUUGGCCAAGGUGAGCUUCGUCAACAUGCUGAAGCACAUCGCGCAUUUCCGUCUUUGAUCGAAAUUAAAGGAGGAAUCAGUUCACCACCUAAUGCUCUUGCUACCUAUACAUCUGAAUGGGAUAUGGCGAAGAUUUCGGUGCCAAGGCGAUUUCUUGAAGGAGAGAAAGUAGAGGUAAAACAAAGGGAGAAAGGUUUGCGCGGCGCUUGGUUUGAAGCAGUCAUCGUCGGAGUUCUGCCCGGCAAAAGAAUCGUCGAGUACGAUGAGUUGUUGACGGACGAUGGAUCUCGGAAACUUCGUGAAACCAUAGGAGUGAGUGCUCUUUUCGAUGGCGGGAGUCUCUCGACGACUUCGAUGAAAUCUGCAGCAAGAACAGCGAAGCAGACGAUCAGACCUCGUCCCAAGCCUCUUGAAUAUCCCAGACCCCUUUCGUGGCUCAAAGGAAUGUGGGUCGAUUGUUGGUACGAGGAUGCGUGGUGGGAAGGCAUUCUGGUAGAUGAUGUCACCUCAACAGAUGCCAUGGAAGGAAGCCAUCUGAUUCUGACUCCCAGCACUGAAGUGGAGGUGGAUUUUCCUGCGGAGUGUGAGAUUCUGAAGAUUCCCAUCAAGGACAUGAGACUAACACAAGAUUUCCAAGACGGCGGAGAUUGGAGUCUUCGCGAAGCAGAUCUCUCAGGCUAUCGUUCUUCUCGACUAGGCAAGCGAAAGGCGCAAAUGGACUAACAGCGAUAUCGCACUCACGAGUCUCAUUACAGACGUUAUGUUGUUAUAGCUCUGAAUUUUUCAUUUCACUGCAAUAAGGCUUUACUCUUACCAGUGAGGCAUGUUCCCUUAGCGUUUUGGUACCUUCCAGAGAAAUAUACUACUUUUCUAGCUCCCAGUUGUAGCCAGUUUAUGACAUUUUUUGUAUCUGUUUAUUUGGAGAAUGAUUGAAGGUUGUAUAAAUAUGAUAAA
Marchantia polymorpha subsp. ruderalis is the source of this 1603-nucleotide messenger RNA. NCBI's taxonomy places the organism in Eukaryota, Viridiplantae, Streptophyta, Marchantiopsida, Marchantiales, Marchantiaceae. The record is from the annotation of a GenBank genome assembly.